CUGUAGCAGUGUUUAAAAUAACUCUGUGACUCACUUUAUAUUUUGCUUUACGGUCUACGAAGCUAAUAAUAACGCUGGCAGUCAGGAAGGGAUAAAAGUAAAGGAAAAAUAAAGACAAAAAAGAAGGUGGAUGUAAAGUAAAGGUUCUUUAUUGUUCUCUUGAGUGCGAGGCUGGCAAGCACACUCACUCGGAUGCAUGCAGCCAUCAUCAUGCACACUCCGCCCGCACGCAAGUGUAAUCUUGAAGGAAACGAGAUUGUAAUCGUUCUUGUGAAAAUGGUAACCUAGCAACAAUCUCUAAAUAAAGAGAUGGAGCACGUCAGUCUCGCGAUCCUGCGACACGAGCGUCUGGCUGUUGAAACUUGUGGAGUUUACAUUAACAAUUGAUGUACACUGCGGCUUUGCGAGAUGCGAUUUCUGACAAUAAGAAAGCAAGAAAAAAAAAAAAAAACCCAGAUGGAGUUUGCGAACUAGUUUUUAAUUUGAUCACUCAGACACCUAGAAAUGCAGUUUAAGUAAUAGAAGCACAGUAAAAACCGCUGAGUCCAGUUGGAAACUGACCAAAGAGAAAGUUGAUUUUUAGAAAAACAGAUGAUACAGUUCACAGCGUGGCGGACAAAAGUUCAAGUGUGGCUGCAAGAAAGGGUUGCAGCAGUGAGCACGACUCAGUGACGUGCAGGUAGCUCACGAAAGCUAAGUCUGUGUGGAGGACAGCCGGCAGGUGUCAACGACAUUACCAGACGACGUGGAAGGACGUGAUCUUUACGUGCUGUCCAUUCUUUGGUGCUUGCUACAAUGAGAGUCCUUGGACUGUUCGGUCUCACCGCCGUCAUCUUCCAUACAGGUACCUUUAACAGGACUUUGCUAUUUAACCGGAGCGCCCCACACCACUUGUCUGACUAUGUAUCCGAUGCAUGGGGACGCAGACCACCGAACUUCCCCACCGCCGUUUGCAAUUAAAGUUUUUCCAGAUAAAUACCAACAGGGGCAGAAUAUCACUGUGACCUUGUUCUCCCUGGACCGUAGCUACUUCCGGGGCUUCCUUCUGAAGGCAACGCCAGCGACCAACGGGGAGGGGCAGGCACUGGGCACAUUCGUGUGGUUUCAAGAGAACAAGACACAGGUCUUCACGUGUGAAGGUGGCUACAAGAAUACUGCGACACACACAAAUAAAGUUCAAGUCCAAAGUGUUGUCCUACAGUGGCGCGCACCUGACUAUAAUGUCGGCGACAUUGUGUUCAGGGCCACAGUGGUGGUUGACUUUUCAACAUUCUGGACAGGUAUAACAGAAGGCUUGAAGCCGUUUACUAAUGACCACGUGGUGCCUUUGAAGACGCCAACCAGAGUUGAGAGGAAGCAUGACCAGGAAGACCUGUCCACUUGUGGCAUACAGAAAGGCUGCUUCCUCUACCCCAGACAUUGCAUCAACUCCGGGUGUGAAGCAGCUGCCACCUUCUGGCUUGAUGGCGAUCGUUUUCAAUUCUUCUUGACCGCCAAGGACGCGUCUUAUGUGGCUGUUGGAUUUUCCACAGACAAGAUGAUGGGUGGAGACGAAACAGUCUCCUGUACUGCCGGCGACAUUCUGUCAGUACAGCACGGAUACAACAACGGCCACGAAAAUCAAAGGCUUAUACAGAGCCAGCUGUUGGAUCUGAAAGUGUCUAGAGUCAACAAACAAAUAUCGUGUUCGUUCGUGCGCCCUAUCGUUACCGUCGUCAGCAUCAUAAACCAAUCAGCCUCCUCCCUGCAAACUAUCAACAAAACUUUUGAUCUUAAGGAAGACUACUAUAUGAUGAUAGCCUGGGGCCAUGUGAAGAAAGGAAGUGACGUAAUAGCAAAACAUCAGACGUUACCUCCGGUAACCGACGGGAAAGUAAAAUUUGGAGAACACACAGUAUACAGGGGAUCCUCACUGUCCUCAUAUGCCAGAGUUCACGUGGCCAUGAUGUCUCUUGUCUGGGUUCUGUUGGCCGGACUUCUGUUAGUCAAGCCGCGUUACAUUCGUAGCCUGGUCAACAGUGACAAGCUGAGGAAAAUAAACCUGUGGCUGCAGGUUCAUCGUGCCAGCACCGGCGUAAUAACCCUGCUAACGUUUCUUGGCAUCGCCAUUGUUCUCUCGGAGGUUAAAGGCAGUCCUUCUGUGCAAACGACUCACAAAUUCCUAGGAUGGACGGUCUCGUUUCUACUGUUGUUCGAGCUCUUCACUGGUUUCUUGUAUCCCGAGAACUCCCUAGAACAACCUGAGGACAUGGAAAACCGAUUGAUGACAGCUCUGAAACUUUUGGGCAAAGUGGCUCAUCGCCUUCUGGGAUUCUUUACAUACAUCAUCGCAUUGGCAUCAAUGUACUCUGGAUUCUACGUGGACUACAUACCGAAAGCGAUGCGAGAGUACAGUGAGCUGGUGGUUGUGGUGUGGUUAACAUCUCAGGUCAUGUGGGUAGUCGUGUUCCAGCUAGCAGAAACCUAUACUCCUGUACUCAAAGGGAGAGGCGCAGAGAACCUGCAAAGGUCCAUCCAAAAGAUUGACAUCAUCAUUCUCAUUGUCUACUUCAUCUCACUGCUCCUGGGAUCGGCAUUUAUUCUGAGCACUGUUAUCGUUUACUGAACCCUGAACAUACUUGGUAAUACAAAUAUACUUUAUAAAUAUGCACCACUUGAUUUAAAGAUAACCUACAAGCACUCAAUAAAGAACAGUUUAUUACAAUCAACUAUGCAUAAUCGACUGUAAUUAAUGUCAAAUGAAUCAAAGAAGUCUGGGAAUAACUAGUAGAAGAUAUGUGUUGAUCGUGUGAGGUUUAGAGUGCUAACAACAAGACUGAUGUAUUUACUUGCAGACCAGUGAAUACCUUGUCAGAACACACACACGCACGCACAUAUUCACAUGCUUGAUCGCUCAAACGCAUGCAACAAACGUGACAUCACAUAAACAUGAAUGUAUAUAAAUGUGUCUGUGAGUGCGUUCGUGGAUACACGUGUGAAUGCGCACGUGUGUUUGUGUUAAUGCCUAUAGAGUUGGUAACAAUGGUCUGUUUGUGUCAUUGGGCAAUACACAUAUCCAUAACUAUAUACAACACAUUAUGUUUUUACUGUUAAAUAAACAACAACAAACACCGUGUUAAUAACAAGACAGAACACGAUUUAUUACUUGCUCAAAUUCUCAGAACACUGAAGAGAUUGUCAAUGCAUGGGACAUUUGUCGGAGGAUGUUGUGUAUAACUGUCAUCUAUCAAAAUGGCAAAAACUCGGUUUGUCUGUGGUAAGGGAUGAUAUUACGAGAUGAAUGCUGUUAGCAAACUAACCUUUUGAUAUGAGUCACGGGGACUGAAAAAUUCUACAACAUGUGAUUCGUAAAUUCCUGUUUGGAGUUUGUAUUCUGCUUUGUUAAUACUUUUCAUUGCAGUAGUAAAGGCGUGAACAUUGCAAUAAAACUAUUUCUCUUUUCUUUCAAGCUGGUUAAAGGAAGCCUAGCCUGGAAACUGUUAGUUUCUGUUGUUGUUGAUGUUUCCGAAUCCAAAUACAACGAAUAGUCUUAGCUCUGCAAUAAAUUCCCACUAAACUGUGUCUGACUAGUUUCUCAGCAUCAGCGCUUCCAAUGCGUUUUCUCAUCCAGAGUAUCGCCCCCCAAAUAAUAAUAAGUAAAAAUAAUAAUAAAAAACUAACAUCCCGAGACUGCUACCAUUUGUUGUUGGUGUUCAACAUAGCAAGCAUUGAAUGAAAAUUUCAAACCAACCUGUGGUAUUUAAAGCUCUAGUAGACGACCAGCGUGAAACUUUUCUGCUGAUUAACAUGUACAGCUCUUCAUAUCACACACCAUCAACGUAGACCACAUGUAUGUAGCUUAUGUUUUGGUACUCGUAACUGUCAGUGCAAGUUUCGAUUCUUGAGCUUGACUAGUUUGCUGAUUUCAAUAAAUUUUCAUUACACUUUGUAAUAAUAUAAACGUUUCAACUCCGAAGCUCAAUACGAUAUUCAAAAAGACUCCAAUAACAGUCAAAUAUCAGCGACCAUAUUAACAGAUACAUAUCACAGUCAAUUGAAAAAAAACGUGUUUGUUCUUGUAAGCAUUGCAAAGACAUGGUGCAGGAUGAUGGUAGGAGGAUCAACGGCUGGAGGAUUCGCAGCCGCGAGACCGUGACGUAGACAAAGAAACAGAAUGUACAAGUAAAGGCAGGUGCACACGAUGUGACAAAAGGCAAGGGCAAAGGUCACACUAAAGGUCGCAUGACUGGUAGUUACAUACUCAAGUAAAGCAGUCAGCCACAACAGUCUCGGCUAUCAUCUAUAAUCAUUACAUGACCUUUGGUCACAGCCCAUUGACACAGUAGAGUUCAAAAUUAAGCAGUGAACACCCCUGGGGUAGGUGAUACACAGAAAGUGAUCGAUGAAAGUCAAAUCAGCACAAAGACAAGACACACAUGUAUAUAUUUCUACAGAUAUGCACGCCUCCACCCCCAGAACACGUGUAAAUAAAAGCACGCGAAGAGAAAAAUAUACAACGCUGUACAAAAACCCACAACAAAACUAAAAAUGUGAACCGCACCAUGUACAGUGCAUGCCUUCGUCUCUUCCUCCAUGCCAGGCUCCCUCUCACCUUCACACCCACUACCAGGUCCAUCACAAACGGUCGUACACGCACGUGGCGGUAAUUUGUUCUUUUAAUUCACAUCAACUCAACCGAUGGACUCCGUUUGGCGCCAUUACUGCAGCGAUUUCCCAUUUUAUCAACAUUUCUAGCAUUGCCCGACUAAACUAUAACAUUUCAGAACGUUUUCAUUACUCAGUUCUAUAAAUAACCAAUAACCCCUAACAUUGUCCCCCAGAAAGACUUUGAAUAAAGACUUUAAAAUGCACUUCAUGUAGAAGUGAGUAGUAACAAAUAGUCCGAAGUGUUGUGGCUUUGGUCCAUGAAGUAUCAAACUCGGAACAGACUGUGAGAAUAGUAAGCGAGUUACAUUCCUUUAAAAAUAAUUAUUGUCGCUUCAGCCGUCACAGCUACACUUGCAGGAAACAAGUCACAAACAUCGGCGACAUCAUCAUAGUGUCAUCAGAUGUCAGCAAAGCAUCAUCAGACAGCAACACAUUCCAGGUUUCGGCAAAUCCUCAAACGUGCAGUGAAUCUCCAUGAGUUAGACAUAAUGAAAAGCUGUUUAAGAAGCACAGUGCAGAAAAUACUCAAUUCGUCACAUUUAAUACGAAGGUCUGUAAACACUGGCACGAGACUGUGCGGUACAAGACGAUGAUGUACUCUAUUAAUGCGUAUCACCAAACGAGACAAGGACUUUAAGUAUCUAAUGUCAUUUAGACCAUGACAAUAUUGUACACAAAUGAUAUUAUUUGAGCAGUUUUGGAACAGCUUGGCCUAAUCCUGUCAUAGUGACGCGGAGAAGUAGUUUUUGUUAAAACAGGGCAAAGGUAACCUCAUGACGUCACAGUGGUGGGCGUGAGCUGUUAUCGCCCUCGCCAUGUUAACGCCCACUUUUUGUGAUGUCGGUGUCCAUCUCCUCUCCAUCGCCGUGUUGCCUUCUGUGUACAAUUAUACCCGUCGUUCGUGUAGCUAACUGUGCAGGCUAAGAUUUAAAUUAUGGAGGUGUUAAUUAAGUUAAAAGAGUAAAUUAUAUUUAAGCCACUUCAAAUAGCAAUACUCUGAACAUGUCAUUUCAUCAUCAUAUUUCUCUUUUCCGAUAAAAGAGCUGUAGAAAAAUCGUGAGCUGUUUUAUUAAUUAUUAAAGUGCUUCAGACUGAAUAUUUUCUGGCCUUUAUUUAUAUUUUUAUUUUAUUUCCUCGUAUUCAUCACAAAUUCCGACUUAAAAAUGAGCCUGUGCAAGUUGGUGAUAUCAUUGUAGCUUUCUGAAUCAACACAAGAUGGCUAAACAUACAAUAAAUGUAUGAAUAUAAUUUAAAUGCCCGAACAUGCGUCAGAUA
This is a messenger RNA of Pomacea canaliculata, 5922 nucleotides long. RefSeq names its product putative ferric-chelate reductase 1. Gene Ontology annotation, molecular function: oxidoreductase activity, acting on metal ions. Lineage: Eukaryota; Metazoa; Mollusca; Gastropoda; Architaenioglossa; Ampullariidae. Gene Ontology annotation, biological process: regulation of glutamate receptor signaling pathway. The record is from RefSeq and is a predicted model, not a curated record. The transcript has 14 exons. Bases 902 to 2605 code for a protein of 567 amino acids.